ACGUUGCAUGAAAAUGAAGGUUUCAAUGUCUAUAAUUCUCUCAGUAUUUUCAGCUCUUCUUUUGUCAGUAUCAUUGGCAACUUCUGAUUCAAGUCUUGAAAAAUUUCUACAAUGCCUUCCUAACAAUAGUCUUCCCUCUUACCCCAUCUCCGAAGCCAUCUAUACAACUGCGAAUUCCUCUUUCGAGUCUGUUCUGCAGACAUAUAUCAACAACAAAAGAUUUUUGACCCCAACAACACCGAAACCAAUUGCCAUCGUUACGGCCCUGCAUGAAUCCCAUGUCCAAGCAACAGUCAUUUGUGCAAAGGCUAGUGGGUUGCAGGUUAGAAUCCGGAGCGGUGGACAUGAUUACGAAGGUCUUUCUUACGUAUCCGAGGUCCCAUUCGUCAUCCUCGACAUGUUCAACCUCCGAUCCAUCGACGUAGAUAUCGCCAACGAAACGGCAUGGGUUCAAGCUGGGGCAACUCUUGGUGAAAUUUACUACAACAUUGCGAACAAUAGUAAUGUGCAUGCCUUUCCAGCUGGUGUUUGCCCUACUGUUGGUGCAGGUGGUCAUAUUAGCGGAGGAGGGUACGGGACUCUGAUGAGGAAAUAUGGUCUUUCCGUCGAUAAUAUAAUUGACGCGAAAGUAGUAGAUGUCAAUGGUAAUAUCCUCGAUCGGGAGACAAUGGGGGAAGAUCUGUUUUGGGCCAUCCGAGGAGGUGGUGGAGCAAGCUUUGCAGUGGUUCUUUCUUGGAAGAUGAAUCUGGUUCGAGUUCCGGAGAAAGUGACUGUUUUCAAGGUUGAUAGGACCUUGGAGGAAGGUGCAACUGAUAUUUUCUAUCAGUGGCAACAAGUUUCUACUGAGCUAGACAAAGACCUUUUCAUCCGAGCAAUGCCACAAGUUGCCAAUGGAAGCCAAGAGGGUACUAAGACAAUCAGCAUCUCUUUCUAUGCCCUCUUUCUAGGACAAAGUGAGGCCCUUCUUUCCAUGAUGAACAAGAGCUUCCCUAAAUUAGGUUUGCAGCAAAAAGACUGUAUUGAAAUGAGAUGGAUAGAGUCAACACUUUUCUGGUUUGAUUUGCCGAUUGGUACAUCCAUCGAUGUUUUACUCAAUAGGCCUCAAGGAGCGCAAAGCUUUUACAAGAACAAAUCUGAUUACGUGAACCAAAUUGUUCCAAAGGAAGCUUUGGAACGCAUAUGGAAAAUGAUGAUCAAGGCCGACCCAAUGUGGAUGCAAUGGAAUCCUUACGGAGGAAGAAUGAGUGAGAUUCCAGAUACCGCAACUCCAUUCCCUCACAGAGCCGGAUACCUAUUCAAACUCCAGUACUCCAUAAACUGGGAUGAAGAAGGGACUGAGGUCACUGAGCGCUAUAUAAGUUUGAUAAGAGAAAUGCAUGAUGCGAUGGCUCCAUACGUCACCAGUUACCCAAGGGAAGCAUUCCAAAACUAUAGAGAUCUUGAUAUCGGUAGCAAUCCGAGCAAUCAGACCGACUUCGAGAGAGCUAAAGUUUAUGGCCUCAAGUACUUCAAGGGUAACUUUCUAAGAUUGGUGAAAAUCAAGGGGAAGGUAGAUCCAGAUAAUUUCUUCAAGCAUGAACAAAGCAUUCCACCACGUUGGAUAUAGAAAAAGUCCGAAGAAAACAGGAGGAUGUCUAUACAAGUAGUAUAUAUUGUUUAAAGAUUGUUUAAUAAUGUGCACUGUGUGGUUUAUGUUUGUGCACAAUCUGUUGACUGAUGUAUUUGUUCCCCUAAUAAAACUGUAUUACACCGAUUUCUUUAA
This is a messenger RNA of Populus nigra (black poplar), 1762 nucleotides long. Its product is annotated as berberine bridge enzyme-like 17. The transcript has a single exon. NCBI's taxonomy places the organism in Eukaryota, Viridiplantae, Streptophyta, Magnoliopsida, Malpighiales, Salicaceae. The coding region runs from base 8 to 1606 and encodes 532 amino acids. Gene Ontology annotation, molecular function: oxidoreductase activity; FAD binding. The record is from RefSeq and is a predicted model, not a curated record.